CUGGAGUCUGCUCGGACAGACAUCGAGGACACACACACCGAGAGGACAGCGAGGGACACGGCUCGGUCUGCCUGCAAACAUCACUCCAGCUCUGUUUUAUCGGGGAAUACAAGUUUUGCGUCGAGUUCCGUUGUUUGUUCGGCUCGGAGCGGCAUCACGGAGCUUCUGCACUCAGCCAGGAUGUCGGAACUUUCCGUCAAUGACCACCUCGAAGGGAUUUUAUCAGAUUUUGAAGCGCUGAAGAGAUCCUUCGACAUUGAAGAUGUGGAUGACAUACCAUCCUUCUCCUCAACUUCACCCAUCUCCAGCCCCGUUUCUCCCUCUUCCUCCCAUUUCUUCCUCAAUCAUAACAAAGCCAGUGAGGGGCGGGGAGGAGGUGGCCAGUCCCCUUCAUCAUUAGCCUACAACAACAACAACCUGGGCCCCACAGCUCACCACUCCCGCAUCAGCCUGAGUUCCAAUCCCAGCCCAGUGCUCAAGUCCAGAAGUGUAGGCAACAGCCUGUCCUUCAACCGAGGAACCAAGUCAGCCAUCCACAAUAACGGCUCCUCAGUGACCAGAGCCGCAUCCUUCCAGAGCAGGUUAAACCCCAACAGUUACUCCAUUUUGUCUGGGCCAGGCAGUGACAAUGACAGCCUUCACAGCUCCACGUCCAGCCUCGAGUACUCAGGUGGAGGUGGAGGUCCCCUCCCUCUUAAUAAACCGGGGUCAUAUCCCAGCUCUCCACCUCAGGGGGAGUAUCAUCGAACCCAGCCCCACCUUCCACAGCAGCACAGAGAGGGAGGUGCCAACUUGGGAAGCAGCCCCAACCUGAAGAAGUUUUCCUCUCAUGGGAGUGUUUUCCACUCUGAGAUGGACCACGGGCCAGGGGUGAUGCCCAGUGUCCCAGAGCCUUGGGGGGUGAACCAUGGCUCCAUGCCCAGCCUAGACCUCCAAAUUCAUGAUGGAGGAGGAGGAAUGGUGAGUAUGCAAAGAGGCGGAGGUGGGGGUAUCGGCAGGAUGUCUCCAGGGUUGAGGUAUGCCAGUGCUAACGCCAACUGGAAUGGGCGUCUUCAUCACGCCAGUUCCUUUGGGGAGGAGGGCUACAGUGGCCCCCAAAACCACUGCCAGCAGCAAGGGUCUCAGAUCCUUAAGUCCCCUCAGCCCAAGGCCAAAGAGACUUCACGUCUCAACAAGUUUCCCUUGGAUCUGGACAGCUUAGUAAGCAGCACCUCAGCAACUCCUGCCACCAUGGCUCAAGGAGGAUCCACGAGCCCUAAUCCCCCCAGGCCUCCACCAAGGAGCACAGGAGGCCUCAAACACAGCAUGAGCCCACCGUCCACCCCAGCCAGCCCUUCAGCCUCCCUCAGCAGCCUGGACAGUUCAUCUGACACCAUUCCCCUCUCCCUCCACCAUCCCUUUCUGCCUCUCUCCCCACGCUCUCAAACUCCCUCUCAGGGUUCCAUCCCUGUCCCACAGAUGAGCUGCUCCCCGGGGCCCCUUUCUCCAGCCCAGAGCCCACAGCUGGAGAUUCUUCCAGGGCCCCUAGGUGUCCAGGUGGUCCCUAGCCUGCCAAACCCUUCCAGCCCUGCCAGUCCCAGAGGCAUUUGGUCUGUAGAGGAUGGCCCAGGUGAUGCAGGAGAUAGUGUGGGCUCAAUCCUACAGAGGAUCGCCUCCUUCUCCCAGAACAUUGGUACUGACACCAAAGCGGCACCUAUGACGCAGCCCCCUGCAGUCCAAAGCAAUGGUGAGGUGUCAUCUGCAUAUGGACAUCCUGCUGAGACCACACACAUGCCCACAUGGAAGCAGGGGAAGAGGAACCAGAAAGAAACUGCUGGAGAGCUGGAGACAGACCCACUCGGCCCAAUGGAGGAGAGAGAGGAGAAGGAGAGGGGCAUCAUGGGACAAGAGCAUGAAGAUGAGGGCAAGUGCCAAGGACAACCAGCCAGCAAGAAUACUCACAACUCCACGACAGAGAAAGAGGAGAAUGGUGUCGAUGUUCAUGCAGAGGUGGAGGAGAAAGUGAAGGAGAAAGGAAUGGAGGAAGGAGAGAUGAAGAAAGAGGUGGAGAUGGAGCUGGAGGCGGAUGUGAAGAUGGAGCUGUGCCAGUCUGUGCCUGGCCUGCAGAUGAGCUACAUCCGAGGCUCGGACUUGUUCGGCUAUGUGGGCAUCGAGGCAGUACUGGACCAGAUGAGGCGCAAGACCAUGAAGGCCGGCCUGGAGUUCAACAUCAUGGUGGUUGGUCAGAGUGGUUUGGGGAAGUCCACACUGGUCAACACUCUCUUCAAGUCCAAAGUCAGCCGGAAAUCCUGCAUGCCCAACUACGAAGAGAAGAUCUUCAAAACAGUGAAGCUGCAUUCAAUCAGCCACAUGAUCGAGGAGAAGGGGGUGAAGAUGAAGCUGACAGUGAUCGACACUCCAGGAUUUGGAGACCAGAUCAACAACGAGAACUGUUGGGAGCCCAUCGUGAAGCACGUCAAUGAGCAGUAUGAGAAAUACCUGAGAGAGGAGCUGCACAUCAACCGCAAGAGGAGAAUACCAGACAGCAGAGUCCACUGCUGCAUCUACUUCCUCCCUGCCACCGGACACAGGUUACGCCCCAUCGACAUUGAGUUCAUGAAGAGGUUGGGAAAGAUAGUGAGUAUCGUGCCAGUCAUCGCCAAAGCUGACACACUCACCAUCGAGGAAAGACAGGAGUUCAAAGAGAGGAUAAGGCAAGACUUAGCAGCCAAUGGGAUCCACGUUUACCCCCAGAGAGAGUACGAUGAGGAUCCAGAGGAACGCAGCAUCAACGACAGGAUCAGGGCAAACAUUCCCUUUGCUGUGGUGGGAACAGACAAGGAGCACCAGGUGAAUGGAAACAAGGUGCUGGGACGCAAAACAAAGUGGGGAAUCAUUGAAGUUGAAAAUGUGGCACACUGUGAGUUUGCCAACCUGAGAGAUCUACUCAUCAGGUCUCACUUGCAGGACCUGAAAGAUGUGACACACAACAUCCACUAUGAGACGUACCGCAUACGACGGCUCAACGAGAGCAACGUGAACUUCAGUGAAUUGGGACUGUCCCCCUGGCCGGUGGAGAACGGAACUGCUGACAAAUGGGAGUCAGAGAGCCACCUCUGAUCCCUGCAUCAGCCUCCUUUCUUUGUGCACCUGCCCAAAGGAACGCUGAUUCUCCUCAACCAAUCAGAAUGAGAGAUGUGAAAAAGAAAGCUAUUUUUAUGUUUUUUUUCCCCCCAACAUAAAAAAUGAGAUGGAGAAUUUUUUAAAAUCGUUUUUCCUUUUUUUUUUUUUCCUUCAGUAUGGGACAAACUAGUGGAUUGUUUUAAAAUGAGAAAUUCAGAGUUUUUACACAGACAUAAGAAAUGCAUCAGAUAUGGAUCUAUGUGAAACAAAUGUGAGCUCAUGUAUUUUCUGUGAGGAUUCUGACAUAUACAGGGCAGGGGAGAGCAGGCAGCACAGUGAGAGGAAACACAAAAAUAAGUCUCCCAGUGGUGUCUAAGACGCUCGGUAUCUGCUAUAUAAAUUGUACACAAAUGGCCAAAAGUAUGCAGACAGCCCAGGUCUUUUCAACCAAAAUGGGAAAAAAACAGAAGAGUGGGAGCUGUUAGAGCAGCACAUUACGUAAUGCUGUCAGCAUCACACGUUGGAACUACGGCAUGUGGGUGGAAUGUUCAGGUGUCCUCAGACUUUUCACAAAUGAAAACUAGUCAUUAUGUCAUUGCUUGAGUACAUAAUGCGCCGGUGGGAAUAUUUAGCUCACAGUGGUGCUCAGUACUCCACCCAGUGGAGACAAUGAUAGCGAGGGUUUAUUUUGAGUCUUUAGUAACUCAAGUAUGUGCACGAUGUAAAAUCUAAGUGUUGAAGGUAUGACCAUUAACUUUGCAAGAUUAUAAUCAAGUGUGAGUUUCACAUUUCAUUGUUACAUUAGGGUUAGGAGAGGAUAGCUGAUGUGUUUUUAUAAUUAGUGGUAUUUUUAGUGAAUUUUAUCCUGUUACCUUGUCAGAACUGCAGCUGCGCAGGCCCAUAGCCAGAGGGAACUCACUGGACGGGCAUCUGACAUCCCCUGACGUGCCUAUUUUUUUUUUUUUUUUUUGCAUUCAUUACUCAUUAAAAACAAUGAGCUUUAACUGAAAAAAAUUCAAUAUUUUCAUUUGUUUCAAGAAUAUUGCCAGGAAGAAUUCAGAGAUAGAAUGAUCAUUUUUUUGUUUUGAGUGGCUGCUGCACUUGUUGCAUUAUGACCCUCAUACAAAAUUCACUGUAUUGCUUCAAUGUGAUUUUCUUAUUAAACCAAUUUAUGCAUGCAAUAACCUUUUAUAAUCUAGCCACUAAAGCCCUUCAUUAUAUUUCUGUGCAAAAAGUGUUCAUGCUGCACUUCCAAUGUAGUAAAUCCCAUCUUGACAGCGCCACAUGGCAGUAUGAAAAAACAGCAUCAUUCAGAAGAAAUCAACAUAACUACACUGUCAGCUCAGAGUUGUGGCUCAUGUCCAAUCCAGUUAGCAGAAGCACAUGUUGGCAUUGUACAGUUAUGCAAACUGUAUUGUAUCAACGUUUCAAAGGUGACUCAGUAUGUGAGCUGACUCUGAACAGGGAGUUCCCAUUGCAGCUGACAUGGGGAAGGGGGCAAGCACCAUUCAUCUACACACACACCCCCCACUCCAUGGCAACACAGACCUGGUUAAAAAUGGGAAAGUAAUGUAAUUUCACAAAUGAUAAAAAUGUGCCAUGACACCAUCAUCAGAUGAGGUGUGUCAGUUGGAUGGUGUGACUGUUUCAACAAAAAAAAAAAACGCAACUCCACUUUGUCUUAACAGGAAAAAGCUUAUUUCUGUCUCAUCAAACAUAUUGGGUGUUUCAGUGGAGCUGAUCACACACAAUCAUACACUGUGUUUUGUCAUUGAUGUAUCUCUCUGGGGAGGAAUACCUGCUUCAUCACCAACCACAUCACAGCUGAGUCUGGCCAGACGUGGUACAUUAUACUUGUGACCACUUGUGUGAGAAAAAUUGCACAAUAAGGUGCUGUAGUGUACGGGGUGUGAACAGAGCACGCUGCAACUGCUAGAUGGCAGCACAGGCAGGAUUUUCAGCCUGGUUACACUCCUCUUUUCAUAACAAUGUCAUAAAUGGAGGAAAGACUGACAUUUGUUUAAAAAAAAAGUGCAUAUUAAGGUUUAUCCACAUUAGUGCGAGCAUGGCCUGUUACAUCUUCAUUGUCAUUUCAUGUUCAGUCAGCUCCAGUUUACUCUUUAACCGUUAAACUUGUGCUGUAUUAUAUGUAAUGGCCUCUUGUUUACUGCCGGCCAUCAUUAGUUUACACACAGUUAAGUAUUAACUGAUCAUCUGUUGUGCUUAAGUGAUAAUUUACAUGAUAUUAAUCUACUUGAGUUUCAAAAUACAUUAUACAGAUUCUCCAAAAAGCAUUUUUAACAUUUUUUUCUUAAUCCAAGGAAAUCCGUUCAUGCAUGUUUUCUGUUUUACAUUCUACAUUUACAAUGAUUACCAGUAGUAGACUGGUGGCCACAGAGCAGCUGGAGAUGGAUUAUAUGUAUAAUUUGUCAAGUUUGACUAUAUGUGCCUUGGUUUUGUCAUCAUGCAUUAUGAAAAUAACAUUUUCCUCACCGGCUUUAUCAUAGACAUUUUAGACGGGGAAGGAUGUAGCUUAAAAACAGUGUUCAAUGUUUACUCAGACAGUUCUAGACAAGUCCAGUUUAACCCGGUUAUGAAAAUUUCAAAACCCUGAAUGGCUGCAGACCAGUACAGGACCGUGGAACAUUUGCUUUCAAGCUGUAAGAAAUCAUCAGAAUUUGACAAAAUUAUAGUUUUAAUGUAUAGGCUCUAUACGUUGACGUGGUGCAAUGAUUGCAUCUUUUCUCAUCCCCAUGUCAUAUGCAAGUAGAGUUGCAAUGACCAUUGGAUGAAGCGAAAGCUAGGUAAUCACACAAAACUAUAUGAAAUGACCACAACCUCUUAUCACAGUGUUACAUGCUAGUUGCAUAUAAUGUGUUAAAUUACACGGUGGCGACAUAGUAACUGUGUUUGUUAUGUACGGGAUGUAAGUACAUUGUACAGUGACCUCAGUUAAAAGAAGUCAUGGUGACUUUUUUUUCACACAAGACAAGAAAAGCAGUCUUCUGGGUAAAAGUCCUGUUUUUGUUUGACCCAUCCAUCACCCUGUCUUCUGCCCUAUUCAGACUUUUUGGCUCUUUAAUACAAUACACUCAGCUACCAUGUACUAUUAUGAGAUGCCAAGAAGCCAGGGUCAUUUUAUGUAUUUUUGUGAAUCUUGGUUGAGCGAAAGUGUUUGUCAAUGGAUGGCAUUAGCCUAGCAGGUAAUAGAUGAAAUAAAGCAAAUAAAGCUUUAGGUCAAAGGUGUUGUUUGGGUCUUAAAUUGGCAGCACAGUCAGUUUAAGUCAUGUUUGGCCUUACAAGUGCUGGUAAUUAGUGUUUAUUUUGAUGCAGACCUCUGGUGGUGCGUUGCUAUUGCUGUUGCAGCUACCUAACUAUAAGGACUAAAGACAAAACCACUGAGAGAACUUCAGAGUUUCUUCAGGGGAGUAAAAGGCAUGUGAUAAAAGCAUGUGUUCUAUUGUGUUCUAAUGAAGCCGAAUGUCUUCUGCGGCUACAGUGAAGCCUCAAACCAACCUAACCAACCUUUAGCAACAAUCUUGUCAAUAUUAAAAUGACACAAAUCAGUUAUUUUGACUGAAUGCAGAUGUGAGAGUUGUUGAGAUGCACAAGUGUUACCAAUAACUGGAACAUCCCAGUAAGCUACAAAGACAGCGUAUUGAAGUCCCACCCCCCCACCCCCAAAGGGGAAAACAAUCCAUCACUCUUUAUUGACUUUAUAUUGAGUGAAAAUGUCUCCAUACCGUUACCCUCUGUUAGCAAAAACAGAAAAAAUACCUAAAAGCUGCUAUGUGAUUACAUGCAAUACUAACAGUGGAAAGAAUCCAGAACUCAAAACUCCCAAAACUUUUUUAUAAACUGAGCUUUAAGAGGACAAAAGUGAAAACAGAAGUGAGGGAUCAGCAGAGAUAGUGGAAAAAGGGGAAACUUUGGGAUCCUGACACAUAGUGUGGCAUUUUCAGCAUUUAUUUUGCUAUAUGUGACCAGACACACUGUAGAGGUUGAAGUAAACUAUUUUUUUAAUGUUUUAAACAAGCUGCAGGCAUUCUGUUAGCUUUACACCAUUUCUUUGCAUACUGUGGUGCCGAGAGAAAUAAACUUUUAGAGAAGCUAAUCAAACUUCUCACUAUAACACAACCACACAUAAUAUGUGCAUAUGCUAAUAUGUUAGCAUACACAGAGUGCAGUAAUAGUGGACACACUUGAGCAUAAUCAGGCUAAGUGUUGGUCUCACCUUAUCCAGUUGCUGCAUUUUUUCCACGCAACUAAAGAACAGAAGAUAAAUCCUCAAAACUAUUCAACUGUCUGCUGACCAAAAUGUCCGUCUGAAGCCACCCAUGACACCAAACCGUCCACAGCCACAGUUCACUUUGAUUCAUACGGCCUGUCAGACAUUCAGUGUUACUGUCCUCGUCCCUCGCAGCUCUGCUCUGUAUCCUGAGCCUCUGUGUCAGCCUCCUGCCCGUGUAUUUUAUACUCAGCAUGUACUAACAGUUCCUGUAUGAAAUUGAUUUUUAUAGUAUUAAUGUCAAACUUGUUAACACUGUUGAUUUACAAUUAAAUACUUGUCACUUUCUCAGUUCAGUGUGGAGUCAUUGUAAUAAACCUACUGAUUCAC
Molecule: messenger RNA, 7720 nt
Organism: Plectropomus leopardus (leopard coralgrouper)
Lineage: Eukaryota; Metazoa; Chordata; Actinopteri; Perciformes; Serranidae
Molecular function (GO): GTP binding
Source: RefSeq, a predicted model, not a curated record